GUUUGCGACAGCGAGCUCUUUCCAGUUUCCAUUUUCGAGGUAGAUUCAGUCGAACACCAGCCGAUUGAUCCGCAGAAAGACGACGAAAUUGAGCCUCUCCAAGGAAUAAACGUUACUGAAAGGUAUACGACUAAUUGCAUAUGCCAGGAGCUUAGCUCCUGCAACACAUGGGAUUGAGUGUCAUUCCAAUUACCUUGUCGUGUUUUGUAUUGCCUGUAUUUUGCAUCGAUCGUUAUCACAAUUACAAUAAUCAAAAGUAUCGUGACAUGAUUUGAAAUUAUUAUGAAGCUUACCUAUCGAACAUAUUUCUAUAACUCAAUUUAAGGGCAAUGAUAUAUAUAGCUUCGGCAAAAUUCAGUGCUCAAGCUUUGAUUCCUUAUGGUACUCAGAUAUUUUCCACGUUCCCGACAGAGGAAAAACAUUUGUCUCGUUUCAUUACUGAGCUCUUAAGUUACUAUCUUUUUCGUUCUUUUUAUUACAACGAGACAUUUUUCUUUGUUAUAGAUUGGAAGACCCCAAAGUUACCCGAAAAGAAAUCUCCUGGUUGGAUGGAAUUAUAAAAAUCUAUGGCUUCAAGAAACACCCCGUAGCUGCCAUGUGGACGGAACAACCUUCCUUUAAGGAUGAUCUUGGAACCGAGAAUUUCAAGACAGCAGCAGAGAAGGCGGAGCAAUUUUUUCUAAAAUUUAACAAAAACCGUGGCAAAUCACCUUGGGAACUUUACAAGAAGUGACAAAAAAUCAGAACAACAAACUCCUUAAAAUUACAGCCGCUAGGUAUCUUUUAGUUACUCACAUUCUGUGGUAUGUGAGUGGGGAGAAGUUAAUAGCUUGCAAGGAAAAGAGGAACAGUUACACCGACAUUCCACGAAGUUGGGAGAUUCCCAAGGAUGGAGUGUGUUUUCCUAAACCAUACGGCAGCGCCACUUACAAAUCGGACUACGACGUCGGGCUUAUUGGAAAAGAUUCUGGACGCGUCACUCAGGAAUUUAAUAGGUAUUUUCAAGCUAAAUUUUAUUAACCAUCGGAGCUUGUAUUUGACACAAAUGUUUACGCCUUCACUUUGGAGUUCGCCAUGCCUAAGAUGUUUCCCAACCUUCCCCGCUCUUUUAUUUCCGAUCUUCACAUUCUUGAGCAAAUGGGGUGGUACAAAAUGCAAGAAUUGGCCAGUGCUUAUUACAAGGUCUUCAAGUACAACGAAGGUUCCUUUAAAGUAAUGAAGAAAGGAGCUAUUGACGAAAUAAAAGAUGAAAAAGCCAAGAAAUUGUUGCUUCACUGGCUUGAAGAAUUUGAAAAAUUGAACAGGCAGGUGGCUUUGAGACAAAUGGAUACGAAAUUGGUUAAGUUCAGAUUAGCCCACAAUGAGAAGUACCAGGAGUACCUGCAAAGCAUGUCACAGGGGGAAACAGGAAGUUACCACAUAACAUCAACAGGUAAUUAGAGAUUGGACAGACUAGAGAUCUAUAUAGCAUUUUAUAAUGGUAAUGGGAACAAGUGGAGUCCAAUUUAGUCUGUAAUCAUACGAGUGAUUGACAAAAUCGGACGUCCGAUUUGUCAAUUACGAGUAUGAUUACAGACAGAAUUGGACGACUCGAAUUCCUCCUACCAGUUAAUCAUAACCUUUACAGUUUCCGAAAAAAUCAAAUACAUUUAGGACAAACAUCUCAGGUAGAGACAAUUUCUAAAGUAAAAAAAUCCUCCAUUUUGGAAAGUUUUAGGAUGAGGGUUGUUACUAUGGUUAUUUUGAUUGCUGAAUUUAGCUGAGUGGUUUUAGUAUGAUUUGCUGCUUCAACUGUCCAAUUACAGGUGUCUGAUUACAGCCAACUGUCCGAUUACCUUGUCCGAUUAAUUAUAACUGUUCAGAAUGAUUACUGAAUAUUAAAGCAGCUAAUGCACCGAUAACAUUUGAGGAAAUUGUAAUGGUUAUGAUUAAUGAAAGAAAUGUGGAAAAAUAAUUCAAAAUGCACCAAAUGUCCCACUAGUACUUAAUUCAUUACGAAACUAAACUUCCCAAGUCCAUUUGACACUUCCCAUCGAUGAUGUGAGCGACUAAAUAGACUUUAACUUUUGCAUUUUUAUCAGUGGUACAAAGAGUACCGGUGAAAAAUGAAAAAAACAAGUGCCACUUCCCGCAAAGCGCGUUUUGAUGAAUUUUAAUUUAAAAAAUUGGACCCUGAGGAUUUGGUAUCAUAUACAUGUAAUCUUGAAUUGAUAGUUAUGUACAAUUACGAUCUUUCACAGAUUACCUCGCCAAGGCCCUCCUCUACGCUGCACAGGCAUAUCACACCCGAGGCGCCAUGCGGCAUGUCGUACAGGGCCUUCAGAUGAGUGCAAUCCCCACGUGUCAAUAUUACACGCCGCUAUCAACUUACGACCUGUGGGUGUCCAUGAUUGAAAACUGGGGAGAGGCAAAUAAGGAGUACAAAAACUGUAAAUAUAUUUCCAUUGCGGAGUGCUUGAUGAAGAUGAGCAAGUACCUGUCGAGGAUGUUUAACGCGAUGCGAGUGAUCCGCCGUUCCCGUCUGCCAAAGAUAGACAGAGAAGGAUUGCUAGACUUCGGAACAACCGACGACCCAGAGUUCGUGACUGACCUUUUGCUGCGAUACAAAAAGAGUGGAAAGAAACUCUCGCCAGCGGCUUAUAAUUUUGUAAGGUUUUUUUUGGAUAAGUUCAAAUGUCGUAUUUCAAGUCAUGUGCAUUCGAAUUUUCUGCUUCUUCUGAAUUGUUUGAAAAAAUCCAAAAUGAGGUGA
This is a messenger RNA of Pocillopora meandrina, 2749 nucleotides long. The record is from the annotation of a GenBank genome assembly. NCBI's taxonomy places the organism in Eukaryota, Metazoa, Cnidaria, Anthozoa, Scleractinia, Pocilloporidae.